AUGGAGGAUUUGUUGUGUUUGGGUGAUGUUGAUGGCCAAGGUGUAGCUGGGGUUAAAGUUGAGUGUAAGGAGGAGAGCAGGGAGGUGGAAGUGAGCCCAGAGGUAGUUGAUAACUUAAUCAGUACCAAUGCUCAGUUAUCCCAAGCAGUGGCACAACUGUGUAAUAAGUUUGACCAAAUGGGGCACAUGCAAAACAUGGUGUGGUCAUGUCCUGUCCCCACUAUUGGAAAAUUCUCUGGAAGGGUACGGAGGGCCAGUGAGUUGGAUAACUGGGUAGAGGAUGCCACAGAGAAAAUAAAGCAGCUGGGAUUACAGGGCUCUGAGGGAGUGUCAUACCUGUGUGGGUUCUUGGAAGGCCCAGCCCGUCGAAGGGUCCGCAACAGUACUGUGAAGACUGUGUCUGACCUUUUUGAUUGUUUGAGGUCUGCUUUUGGACCAGAACUGAAUUAUACAGACUUAGAAAAACAGCUGCAUGCUCGGGUUCAACAGCCGAGUGAAGGAGUGUGGGAAUUUGCUGAUUCGCUGGGUGUUAUUGUGGAUAAAAUGUACAAAGUGAGAGACAAGGGAGAUAAAGAAUGGCAAUGGCUGCUAACUACAUGGUUCUUUGGUGUCCAAGACAGCGGGAAACGGGAGUCCUUGAGAACAAGGGGCCAGCUCUCAAGGCCUGACGACAGGGCCCCCACUACAGCUCAGAUAAGGAGUGUGACUAAUGUGACCGAGGAACGGAAUGAUGUAAAAAGAGGGAAAGUUAAGUUGUUUGGAAAGACUCUGAGGAUAGAUGCGUUGGUGAAUGGUAUACCUGUAAGUGCUAUGGUUGAUUCUGGUGCUGAAGUCAGUCUGGUGACAGAGGAAUGGUACAAACAGCACCUCCUCCCCAAGCAAGCUGUGAUCUAUGGGAUGGACAUUCGGAUUACAGAUGCAAAUGGGAGGGAAAUUCCCUGUUUGGGUUAUGUGAAGGUGAAUGUGGAAAUUGAGGGAAAAAGUGUUAAAGACUGUGGACUUUUUGUGAAAGGUGGUGGUGGGGAGAGUGGUGUGGUGCAGGGCACUACAUUGCCAGUGUUGUUUGGGAUGAAUGUGUUGAAGGGAGCCGUGCACCUGGGGCUAACUGAGAAGUGGGGCAGGUGUGUCCGUGCCAUUGAGGCAAAAUUGAGGGUGACACAACAGCCUCUGGGGUUUGCUGUAAUUCAGCACCAACAGGAUUUAGUAAUCCCGGCUGGUACCAGAAGAAUAAUGAGAGUGUUUGUGGAAAGUUUACAGGAAGUAGAUGUAGAUAUGGUUAAGGAGUUCAGGGACAGACUAGGGGUGCAGGUGGAUGAGAGUCAGCUUGAUUCAGCACAGUUGGAGAGACUAGAUGGAUUCAUCCAUGAGUACGGAGAUGUGUUUGCUGAAAACGAGCAGGAUUUGGGAUGUGCUACUGGAGUGGAGCAUGAAAUUCACCUCAAUAGUGCAGUGCCCAUUCGCCUUCCAUACAGACAUAUUCCUCCCCCAUGUAUCACUGAGGUUAAAGCUCAUGUAAAGGGACUGUUGGAACAGGGAGUGAUAGAGGAGAGUGUGAGCCCAUAUGCAGCCCGAAUAGUGAUGGUGAGGAAGAAAGAUGGUUCGCUGCGACUUUGUGUUGAUUAUCGAAGGCUGAACGAGGUGACAGUGAAAGAUGCCUUCCCAUUACCAAGGGUACAAGACACACUAGAUGCAUUAGCCGGGGCACAGUAUUUUUCUUCUUUUGAUUUAGCUGCAGGUUAUCAUCAGAUUCUUGUGCGGGCAGAAGACCGGCCCAAGACUGCUUUUGUAACACCAUUUGGCCAUUAUCAAUAUGUGCGCUGUCCUAUGGGGUUAUCCAAUAGCCCAGCAACAUUCCAAAAGUUUAUGGAGUAUGUGUUUAGCGAUCAGGUUUUUGUGACUCUUUUGGUGUAUCUGGAUGAUUUGUUGGUGUUUGCUCGGAGUGUGGAUGAGCAUCUGGAUAGACUGGAGGGAAUGUUGAAGCUUUUGAGGAAACAUGGGCUGAAGUUGAAACCUUCCAAAUGCCACAUACUAAAGCCCCAGGUUAGGUACCUUGAAUUUAUCAUUUCUAAGGAGGGAAUUAAUACAGACCCAGAGAAAAUACGGGCUGUACAGGAGUGGCCAGUUCCGCGCACUGUUAGGGAGGUCAGGGCAUUUGUCGCAUUCUGCUCCUUUUACAGAAGGUUUGUGAAAAAUUUUGCGAAGGUGGCUGCUCCGUUGCAUGCUUUGAUGAGUGGUGAUUCUAAGGCAGCAGUGAGUGAUUAUUGGGGGAAGGAUGAGGCCAGAGCAUUUGCCUUGUUGAAAGAGAAGUUAAGUCAGGCUCCAGUGUUGAAAAGUGCAGAUUACAGCAAGCAGUUUGUGGUGGAGACUGAUCCUAGCUUUGAAGGACUGGGAGCAGUUUUAUCUCAGGAGCAUGAUGGGAGGUUGCAUCCGGUGGCCUUUGCAAGUAGAGGUCUCAGAAAGUCAGAGUGGAACAUGAGCAAUUACAGCUCUAGGAAGUUGGAGCUGUUGGCUCUGAAGUGGGCAGUGACAGAGCAGUUUAAGCACUAUCUGGUGGGUGGACAUUUUAUAGUGCUGACGGAUAAUAAUCCAUUGGCACAUUUGAACUCUGCCAAGCUUGAGGCAGUGAAGAGUAGGUGGCUGGGUGACUUGGGAAGGUUUGAUUUUGAGGUGAAAUACUGGCCAGGGAAGGAGAAUGGUAACACGGAUGGAUUGUCGAGGAGGUCCCAGGAAUUGAUUGAGGGAGGGGAGGAAGAGAAGGAGAUAUGGGAAACCAGUCCUAACACCUCGUGGGGUCAUCAAGGGGUUGCUAGAACAACGUCACUAGUGAAGGAUAGGUUUGAUUGGCCAGGACUACAUGAAGACAUCAAAUUGUAUGUGGCAAAGUGCAAAGUCUGUGUCAUGGGGAAGGAGGAGGGUGUGCGGGCCAAGACUAAGUUGGGUACGUUGGAAGCCAACCGCCCCUGGGAAGUGUUGGCUGUUGACUUCACUUUACUGGAUCCGGCCAGGGAUGGCAAGGAAAAUGUAUUGGUGGUGACGGAUGUGUUUAGCAAGUUUGCCCUGGCCUUUCCUACUAAAAACCAAAAGGCAAGCACAGUAGCCAAGAUCUUGGUGGAGGAGAUUUUUCACCGUUUUGGUUGCCCAGAAAGGGUACAUAGUGACCAGGGUAGGAAUUUUGAGGGAAAGUUAGUGCAGGAACUAUGCAAGUAUUACCAUGUAGCCAAGUCUCGUACCACCCCGUAUCACCCUCAAGGAAAUGGGAUCUGUGAGAGGUUUAACCGCACCUUACAUGGGAUGUUAGUUACCCUUGGUCAGGAACAGUGGGAGCAUUGGCCUAGGCACUUGUCAAGCCUCACUGCCAUCUAUAAUACCACACCCCAUGCUGUCACUGGUUUUUCACCCCAUUAUUUGUUGUUUGGUGUGUAG
Molecule: messenger RNA, 3423 nt
Organism: Scylla paramamosain (green mud crab)
Lineage: Eukaryota; Metazoa; Arthropoda; Malacostraca; Decapoda; Portunidae
Exons: 4
Coding region: 1-3423 (1140 amino acids)
Biological process (GO): proteolysis; DNA integration
Molecular function (GO): aspartic-type endopeptidase activity; nucleic acid binding
Source: RefSeq, a predicted model, not a curated record